GAUCGGAGAAGAAGAGGAAAACAAGAGGGGAUGGUGGCAGCGGCGGCGGAGAAGCCGGGCCGGAGCUUUCCGGCGUUCCCCUUCGACCCGUAUCCUAUCCAAAGCGAGUUCAUGGAGUUCCUCUAUGAAUCUCUGGAGAAGGGCGGGGUUGCUAUGCUUGAGAGUCCCACUGGGACGGGUAAAACCCUUAGCAUUAUAUGUAGUUCGUUGCAAUGGAUCGUUGACAGGAGGAGCAAGCCGAAGCUUGCUGGAGAGAAGCCCGUCGCUGCUGAUGAUGCUGCUGAGGAAGAGCCUGACUGGAUGAGGGAUUUUGUAGUGGAAUCAAUGGAGAAAAGGGAGGUUGGGAGCAGGAGAAGAUCUGGGUUUGGAUUGAAGAGUUCUGGUGACAAGAUGUCUUUACCGGGUCUAAGGAAUGCAGAGAAAUCAAAGGAGGAAGUUGGGAAUGAUGAUGGUGCUGGUGUUGAUGAUGAUGAUGCUCAGUUCUUGUUGGAAGAUUAUGAGAGUGAUGAAGGGAGUGGGGGUUCCAAGAGAAAGGGGAGGAAGUGUUUGGAUUUGAGCAGCAGUGAAGAAGAUGAGGAUGGAGGAUUGGGGGAGAUUGAGGAGGAGGUGAGCCCAAAGAUAUAUUUCACUAGCCGGACGCAUUCUCAACUCUCACAGUUUGUGAAGGAAUUCAAGAGAACAUCUUUUGCUUCAGAGAUCAAUCUUGUGUGCCUUGGAUCUCGGAAGAACCUUUGCAUAAAUUCUGAGGUUUCAAAGCUCAGAACUGCGAAUCGGAUCAAUGAGAGAUGUCUUGAGUUGCAGACAAAUAAAAAUCACUCCAAGAUGAAGGUGGGCAGUGAUGGUGGGAGAACAAGGGGAAGGAAGGCUUCUGCUGGUUGUCCGAUGCUCAAGAAGCAAAGUUCACGAGAUUUGUUCAGAAAUGAGGUUAGGGAACAAGGUGCUUUGGAUAUUGAAGACCUAGUGAAGAUAGGAACCAAAUAUGGGGCAUGUCCAUAUUAUGGCACUCGAGAUAUGGUUCGAGCAGCAGACCUUGUGGUGCUUCCUUAUCAAUCACUUCUAUUGAGUUCUGCUCGCGAAUCACUUGGUCUGAACUUGAAAAACAGUAUCAUAAUUGUUGAUGAGGCACACAAUUUGGCUGAUUCCCUUACUAGUAUGUACAAUGCAAAAAUCACUUUAUCACAGUUGGAGCAGGUCCAUUUACAUCUUGAACUGUACUUUGAUAGAUUCCGAAAUGUUCUCGGGCCAGCCAAUUGGCGGUACAUUCAAACUCUGCUAGCUUUGAGUCGGUCUUUCAUGAAAUUGCUGGCCGGUGACCAAAAUGAUUCAGAACGCUCAAUGACUAUUAAUGAUUUUUUAUUUUCUCUUGAUAUUGACAAUAUCAACUUAGUCAAGCUUCACCAGUAUGUUAAAGAAAGUAAUGUUGCUCACAAGGUCAGUGGAUACGGGUCUAAAUUAAUCAGCUCUGAGGGAUUGCCUGCACAUGCCAAUAGCCAGAACCUUGAUGCUGAAGGAAGCCUUAUAUCUGGUUUUCAAGCACUGGUUGAUAUAUUGGUCUCUCUAAUAAAUAAUGAUAGUGAUGGCAGAAUAAUUGUUUCCAAACGAAAGUCCUCUUGUCUGGGCCAAAUUGAAGAAGGAUACAUAAAAUUUGUCAUGCUGUCUGGAGAGAAGAUCUUUCAUGAGAUAGCAGUUCAAGCACAUGCUGUGGUGCUGACAGGUGGGACUCUUCAGCCCAUUGAAGAGACUAGAGUGAGGCUCUUUCCUGACCUAUCACUUGAUCAAGUGCUUUUCUUCUCUUGCAACCAUAUUGUUCCUCCAGAGAAUAUCUUGCCAAUAGUUGUUUCUCGUGGGCCUUCUGGUAUGACAUUUGAUUUUAGCUACAAUUCACGUGGCUCUGCAAGAAUGAUAGAAGAACUUGGUAGACUGCUAUGCAAUUUGGUGGUAGUCAUCCCGGAAGGAAUUGUAGUAUUCUUUUCCUCAUUUGAUUACGAAGGGCAGGUAUAUGACGCAUGGAAGACCUCAGGUGUUCUUCCCAGAAUCCUUAAGAAAAAACGCAUAUUCAGAGAACCUCGGAACAAUACAGAAGUCGAAGUCAUCCUCAAGGAGUAUCAAGAAACAAUUACAUUAUCAUCAUCUGCAACCUCAAAAGAAAAUCCUGGACCACAAGGUGCAUUGCUUUUAGCGGUAGUUGGUGGAAAGGUUUCCGAAGGUAUAAACUUCAGCGAUGGAAUGGGACGAUGCAUUGUUAUGGUUGGACUUCCUUAUCCAAGUCCAUCUGAUCUAGAAUUGAUGGAAAGAGUGAAACAUAUUGAAGGACUAGGAGGAUCUCUCUCAUCUAAAAACACAAUGCCAUUUCCUAACCGAUUACAUUCAAGUAACUCUAUAAAGUCAGGCUUCGAAAUACUAAGAAGUUGCAAACAGAGAGGGAAAGAAUACUAUGAGAACUUGUGCAUGAAAGCUGUGAACCAGUCAAUCGGUCGAGCAAUUAGGCAUAGAAAUGACUAUGCCGCCGUCUUGUUAGUUGAUUCACGGUAUACAUUUGAUUCAUCAACCAUGAGUUCUUCUCAUCCGACGAACAAACUCCCGGGUUGGAUAAAACAGUGCCUUGUUUCUUUUACUGAGAAUUAUGGUGAAGUUCAUAGACUCCUGCAUCAGUUCUUCAAAUCCCACAAGCAGCAGGGAGAAUGUAAACGGGACUGCUAAAGAAUUGUGUGGAAUCAGAUUUUCUGAUGUUAUUCUUAAUUCUUGAGGAUUAGGUUCGAAACACGUUAGAUAUAUUGGUGCCAAAAAAAGAUUUCCAGCUGUGAGAGUGAGUUUGCAGCCCAAUCCUUGUGUUUGUUGGGUGAGUACGCAUGAAUCGGAUGAUCAAUUUCUGGUGAUGCACAUGCCCUGACAUUUGGCUUACCCAUUUUAUCAAUAUAUGUAUGUAUAAAUUUCCGAGGUUCGCAUUUUUCCCUUUAGAAGAAAAGAUAUUAUUGUUUUGUUGAAAAAAAAAAAUUAUAGGGCAUAAA
This is a messenger RNA of Dioscorea cayenensis subsp. rotundata (Guinea yam), 3008 nucleotides long. RefSeq names its product ATP-dependent DNA helicase DDX11. Gene Ontology annotation, molecular function: ATP binding; DNA binding; hydrolase activity, acting on acid anhydrides, in phosphorus-containing anhydrides. The transcript is spliced from 10 exons. The coding region runs from base 31 to 2700 and encodes 889 amino acids. Gene Ontology annotation, biological process: establishment of sister chromatid cohesion; nucleobase-containing compound metabolic process. The record is from RefSeq and is a predicted model, not a curated record. Gene Ontology annotation, cellular component: nucleus. NCBI's taxonomy places the organism in Eukaryota, Viridiplantae, Streptophyta, Magnoliopsida, Dioscoreales, Dioscoreaceae.